AUGGCUAUCCAGACCCAUUCCCUGCCUCCUCUUCCAUAUGCGUAUGAGGCCCUCGAGCCCGUCAUCUCCAAGCAGAUCAUGGAACUACACCAUCAGAAACACCACCAGACCUACGUCAACAACCUCAACGCCGCCCUUGCUGCCCAAGUCACCGCCACCCAGGCCAACGACGUCCGCACGCUGAUCAGUCUCCAGCAAAAGAUCAAGUUCAACGGCGGUGGACACAUCAAUCACUCCCUCUUCUGGAAGAACCUCACCCCCGCCGGCACUCCCGAGAAUGAUCGGACCAAGGUGGCCCCGUCUCUGCGAGACGCUAUCGCGGCUCGCUGGGGAUCUCACGAAGGGUUUGUCAAGGCCUUUAGUGCCGAAUUGCUGGGUCUGCAGGGCAGUGGAUGGGGAUGGUUGGUGAGCAAAGAGGGGCCACGGGGCCAGUUGGAGAUUGUGACGACCAAAGAUCAGGAUCCGGUGGCCAAGACGGAUGUCCCCAUCUUCGGGGUGGAUAUGUGGGAGCACGCUUAUUAUCUUCAGUACCUUAACAACAAGGCCGGCUAUGUCGAGGGCAUCUGGAAGAUCCUCAACUGGGCGGAAGCUGAGAAGCGAUACACGUCCGGAGUGGAGAACCUGCUCAAGCUGUGA
This is a messenger RNA of Penicillium diatomitis, 636 nucleotides long. Its product is annotated as superoxide dismutase. Lineage: Eukaryota; Fungi; Ascomycota; Eurotiomycetes; Eurotiales; Aspergillaceae. Gene Ontology annotation, cellular component: mitochondrion. The transcript has 3 exons. Gene Ontology annotation, biological process: superoxide metabolic process. Bases 1 to 636 code for a protein of 211 amino acids. The record is from RefSeq and is a predicted model, not a curated record. Gene Ontology annotation, molecular function: metal ion binding; superoxide dismutase activity.